This is a messenger RNA of Odocoileus virginianus texanus, 6157 nucleotides long. The record is from RefSeq and is a predicted model, not a curated record. Lineage: Eukaryota; Metazoa; Chordata; Mammalia; Artiodactyla; Cervidae.
UGUGUGGGUGGAGUGCAGAGAGAAGCAAGCAUGCUGACACCUGCCAUAAUUCACAGUGCAUAACCAUUCAGUGAAAGAAGAGACCAGAGCGCACACACACACACGCACACAAAAAAAUAUAAGAAUUCACUUAGCCUUGUAGUUUUCUCCCAUCUGCUGAAGCAAAGGAGCCCCAGGAACUCCAUAUAGUUCACUAAUCCCUGAGAAUAUAUUACAGAAUAUAAUGUAUAUUCAUAUUGAUCACUUCAGGUCAUCAAGAAAAGGUGACACUUUUAUUGACUCAUCUCUGUAAAAAAAUGGAAGCAUGUGGUCCACUUUAGAAACUUUUGGUAGUACCAAUAUAAUUAAGAAAAAACAUUGGUGCAUAAAAGGGAGCAAACACUGUAAAUGAGAGACUGACAGAUUUGCAGCAGCAGUUCUUUACAUCACUGUAUCAUGAUUAAGCUCUGAACUCUAGAGUUCUCUCACUUUGAGUCCACUUAAUUUUUCAGAAUUUUACCAGAGAUAAUUGAUAAUACUAUUUAAAUGACACUGUUAUUCUUGUCUGGGGGGUCCCAUGGACUAAGAAGUCUGGUGGGCUGCAGUUCAUGGGGGUCACAAAAGAGACUCCAUGGACAUGACUGAGCACAGCAUAGUCAGUAUUUAAUAAUAGAAGAACAGUUCAAUAAAUUUUGCUAUAUUCACUUUCUAUUCAAAUUCAGUUACUAAAAAAUAGUAUUUUAAUAGCAUAGGAAAAUUUCUCAUGUUGAGUGACUAUUUUACAUGAACAGGUAAAACUGUAUAUAUAUAUAUAUAUGUGAGCUCAACUAGGUUAAAAUAUGCACAGAAAAAUGAUUAGAAGGAAAUACACCAGUUGCCUUGAGUGGUAUAACUUCUCUACAUCUUUAUACUUUUCUAUACUUUACAGACUUUCUAUAAUGAGCAUACAAUAACUUUAUAAUCAGAAAAUAAUAAAGAUUUUAUAAAACAAAAAAUAAAUGACACUGUUUUCACAUAGUUCCCUCUUAACCUGACCUACAAAAUAAACCUCUAGGCGGAAGUUUGCUCAUCUGACUUUUAUCUCUUUUCCCUCACUCCGUUCUUCCUGUUCUCUUUUCCCCCCACUCAGUUCUUCCUCCUUUCUCCCUCCCAUCCCCUCCUUCUUCCCUCAAACAAACCAUACAUACAUUUAAUACAAAAGUGAAUUAACUUCUGCUCCUUCAUAUUUAUGGGAGGGAGAGAGGGAGAAGGGUAGUUUUAUUCUUCUGAAGUUGCUUAUAAAAUUUAGCAGUUUUUUUGGGUUUUGUUUUUUGUGGAAAAGGUUAUUAUUAUCUUUUUUUAAUCAAAUUCUUAAAGGGAUAUAUGACCCACUGGUAGAAUCAGAUCCCCUCACUUAAAAAAAAAAAAAGAAGAAUUUAAACGGUGGUUCAAGUUCAUAGAAAUAAUCUGGGGCUGACCCAGAACUAGAAUCUAGGAGUCUUCUGCUUUCUGCUGUGUUAAAGGCAAUCCUAGAAUCAUAAGCACCUGUAUCUAGUUUAAUGAUCUUACCUUACACAUGAGGAGAAAUUGAGUGAAUUAACUAGGAAGCAACAGUACAAAUAGAAUUCAGGACUCCCGAUUCUUUGGAUUUUUGCUCAUUCUAAAUAAUUAGUUUUUACCUUUACUUCUCUUCAGAAAAAAGGUAUUCUGUGCCUUUUGUGUAAUAUUUCUGUUAAUUUGAAUGUAGCCUGCAUCAUUGUAAUAGCACUACUGUUGUGUGUCUGUAUUUUAGAAUAGACAUUGUUUUACCUUUGUUUUAUAAGGAUAAUUUCUGUCUGGGUUUGGCGUGUUUUAGUCUCCUCUAAUCACUGGUUGCUUUCAGGUGCUUUGAAGUCAAGUAACCAAGAGGGGAGAUUUGCUCUUUGAUCCUGGAGAUAACACAGCAAUGGGUCCACGAAAGAAAAGUGUUAAAACGUGUCUCAUGAGUAAUGAAAUUCCUGAGGAAGCAGUAUCUGAUGAAACAAAGGACUAUAUGAAUCAACUUUCACAUGAAGUGCUUUGCCAUAUUUUUAGGUACCUCCCCCUGCAGGAUAUCAUGUGUAUGGAGUGUCUUUCCCGGAAGCUAAAGGAAGCAGUCACCCUAUAUCUGAGAGUUGUGAGGGUUGUAGAUCUCUGUGCAGGGCGAUGGUGGGAAUACAUGCCAAGUGGCUUCACAGAUUCCAGUUUUCUGACACUACUAAAGAAGAUGCCAGAUGUUGAACAGCUAUAUGGCCUUCACCCUCGAUACCUUGAGAGGCGAAGGGUACGGGGCCAUGAGGCUUUUAGCAUUCCAGGAGUUCUGGAAGCUUUGCAGGCGUGCCCAAACUUAGUGGGUGUGGAAACUUCUCACUUGGAAUUAGUAGAAUCCAUUUGGACAUACAUGCCACAUGUUCAUAUUUUGGGGAAAUUUCGUAACCGUAAUGGAGCAUUUCCAAUUCCUCCUGAAAAUAAACUGAAAAUUCCUAUAGGAGCCAAAAUUCAAACUUUACAUUUAGUUGGGGUGAAUGUUCCUGAAAUUCCUUGUAUCCCAAUGCUAAGGCACCUUUACAUGAAGUGGGUAAGACUCACUAAACCACAGCCAUUCAAAGAUUUUCUUUGCAUCAGUUUACGAACUUUUGUCAUGAGGAACUGUGCAGGACCCACAAACUCCUUGAAAUAUGUCCCUUUAGUAACAGGCUUAGCCUCUGCCCGCAACUUGGAACAUUUAGAAAUGGUUCGAGUUCCUUUCCUUGGAGGUCUUAUUCAGCAUGUAGUUGAAGACAGUUGGAGAUCAGGUGGUUUUCGAAAUUUGCACACUAUUGUUUUGGGAGCUUGUAAAAAUGCACUUGAAGUAGAUCUUGGUUACCUCAUCAUCACUGCUGCCCGUAGGUUACAUGAAGUUCGGAUCCAGCCUUCCCUAACCAAAGAUGGCGUCUUUUCCGCUCUAAAGAUGGCAGAGUUGGAAUUCCCCCAGUUUGAAACCCUUCAUCUGGGAUAUGUAGAUGAGUUUUUGCUGCAGAGCAGAAUGGCUAAUGCAGAUCUGGUGAAGUAUGGUUUGGCUGAUGUGGUGGAAAAUCCUGGUAUUAUCACUGAUAUAGGGAUGAAGGCAGUCAAUGAAGUUUUCUCCUGUAUCAAAUAUCUGGCAAUUUAUAAUUGCCCCCAUCUACAUAACCCAUACAAUUGGAUCUCAGACCACUCAAGGUGGACUCGAUUGGUUGAUAUCAACUUAGUGCGUUGCCAUGCUUUGAAGCUGGACUCCUUCGGCCAGUUUAUUGAAUUAUUGCCUAGCUUGGAGUUUAUUUCACUGGACCAGAUGUUUCGUGAACCGCCCAAAGGCUGUGCUCGGGUUGGUCUGAGUGCAGGCACAGGAAUUGGGGUUUCCUCGGCCCUUGUUAGCAAUCAGAACUCCAACAAUGACAAUGAUAAUAAUGCCCAGAAUAAUGCCAACAUCCACGACAACAAUCACCAUCACCCAGAUGACUCAGAUGAGGAGAAUGACUUCCGGCAAGACUUACAGCCAGGAGAGCAGCAGUUUGCAGCCGACGCACUGAAUGAGAUGGAAGACAUGGUGCAAGAAGAUGGAGAGGUGAUGGCCGAGAGUGGACAUGAGACUCCAGCUCACAGUCAGGCAGUUAUUCCUGUGGAUGUUGACGAGGAACAAGCAGGACCCAGUGGUCUUCAGCGUGUAGUAAAACCAACCCCAAUUACUGUUCAUGACUCAGAGAGUGAUGAUGAAGAAGACAGUCUAGAACUCCAAGAAGUCUGGAUUCCUAAGAAUGGUGCCCGGCGUUUCUCUGAACGUGAAGAAAAAACUGGAGAGUCUGUGCAGUCUAGGGAAUUAUCAGCAGUAAGUGGAAAAGGCAAGACUCCACUUCGAAAGAGGUACAACUCCCAUCAGAUGGGCCAGUCGAAGCAGUUUCCUCUCGAGGAAAGCAGCUGUGAGAAAGGCUGUCAGGUCACCAGUGAGCAGAUCAAAGCCGAUAUGAAAGCAGCUAGGGAUAUUCCUGAAAAGAAAAAAAACAAGGAUGUUUAUCCCAGCUGCAGCAGCACCACCGCCAGCACAGUGGGAAACUCCAGCUCACACAGCACUGCUUCUCAAAGCCCCGACUUUGUAAGGACGGUGAACAGCGGCGGCUCUUCCGAGCCUAGCCCUACAGAAGUGGAUGUGUCCAGGCAGUGUGUCUGCUCCCCCGGUGGGUCAGAGGACUCUGAGGCCAUGGAGGAGGGAGAUGCAGAGAGUUCUGUCUGCCCCAGAUGCUGCUGUCACAGGCCCCAGGAAUCCCAAAGGAGAACUAGCAGGUGUUCUGAUGAGGAACGUCCUUCAACCAGCCGAGCCUGUGUUGUGAAUGGCCCGGAUGGUACGAGAUCCGCCUUUUCCUUUAGGACUCUGCCACAAGGGGGGUCUUCAGGCCCAGCACAUGAUGAGAGGACUAAUGGGAGUGGCUCUGGGGCUACAGGUGAGGACAGGAGGGGGAGCUCCCAGCCUGAGCGCUGUGACGUGCAGUCUAAUGAAGACUACCCUCGGAGGCCCCUAACAAGGGCCAGGAGCAGACUCUCCCAUGUACCGCUGGUAUCUGAGUCAGAAGUUGCCAAAACAAAGCCACGUCAUGCCAUGAAGCGGAAGCGGACAGCGGAUAAGUCCACCAGUACCAGUGAUCCUGUGAUUGAGGAUGACCAUGUACAGGUCCUUGUAUUAAAAUCCAAAAAUCUUGUUGGAGUCACUAUGACCAACUGUGGAAUCACAGAUCUAGUGCUGAAAGACUGUCCCAAGAUGAUGUUCAUCCAUGCUACAAGAUGCAGGGUACUGAAACAUUUAAAAGUAGAAAAUGCACCAAUCGUAAACCGAUUUGAUUAUGCACAGUGCAAGAAACUGAAUAUGGAUCAGGUACUAGACCAGAUACUAAGGAUGCCUCCCGAGAGAAACCGUAUCAUAUACCUACGCCCCAUGCAGCAGGUGGACACACUAACAUUGGAGCAGAAGCUAUUUAGUGGUCCCUACCCUUAUCAUAUCUGUAUUAUCCAUGAAUUCAGUAACCCUCCCAAUGUCCGGAACAAGGUGCGCAUUCGCAGCUGGAUGGACACGAUAGCAAACAUUAACCAAGAGCUCAUUAAGUAUGAAUUCUUCCCUGAAGCCACACGAAGUGAAGAUGACUUAAAGAAGUACCCUAAGUAUCCCUGGGGUAGAGAAAUCUACACGUUAGAAGGUGUUGUGGAUGGAGCGCCAUAUUCCAUGAUUUCAGACUUCCCUUGGUUGAGAUCACUACGGGCAGCAGAACCUAACAGCUUUGCCAGAUACGAUUUUGAGGAUGAUGAAGAAAGCACCAUCUAUGCUCCUCGAAGGAAAGGGCAGCUGUCUGCAGACAUCUGUAUGGAAACAAUAGGAGAGGAAAUUUCAGAGAUGCGUCAGAUGAAGAAGGGUGUGUUUCAGCGAGUAGUGGCGAUCUUUAUCCACUAUUGUGACGUCAAUGGAGAGCCCGUUGAAGAUGACUACAUUUAACUGGCCCUCUUCUUUCCAGCUGUCCUGGGAGUGCUGCUGGGGCCGCCUAGCUGCCAGAGAGCCCCACAGAGACUUGGGGGCAUGCACUUGGGAGGCCCGGGCUCAUUUUGGUGUAUAGAAAAUGUAUCAGGAACAUUGAAGUUGUAUACAAAGAUUUGUACAUAGAGGAGAUAUACAAAGAUACUUCCUAAGUACCAGCUUUAUAUCAUAUGUUUAUACAGUUUAAUUUAAAAGUUCAUUUUAAUGAAGGCAGGUUAAUUGGAAAGAGUUCAUUUUGUUCAUUUUUCCAGACUUAGUUCAUAAAGUAUCACUUUUUGGCUGAGCCCCCAUUUACUAUAUUCUUAAAAAUCACUGUCAUCCCCUUAAAUCUGUGCCUUUUUCUUCUCGAGCGAAGCUGUUUGAGUAAAUCUGUUGAAGAGUCUUUUUGUCUUGUGCUCUUUUGUGUUUAUUAAAACUCCAGUUAAACCUUAUAGUCAGAGGCAACUAUAUGUUUCUGUACAAAAUUGUGGUUCUUUUUUCUCUUGGUAUUAUAGUUGCCGUAUUUCUUAAAAUGAACUUAAAAAGACUUACGAGUUUGAGGGGGAAAUGGAAAAGUUUCCAAAGCAUUUCUAGUUAUUUAUUUCCAUAUUCAGUUGUGUAUAUGCUUUAUCUUGAAUAUGAAAAUAAAAGUUUAUUAAAAUUUUU